Messenger RNA from Capsaspora owczarzaki ATCC 30864, 829 nucleotides. Its product is annotated as serine proteinase. The coding region runs from base 115 to 537 and encodes 140 amino acids. NCBI's taxonomy places the organism in Eukaryota, Filasterea, Ministeriida, Capsasporidae. Gene Ontology annotation, biological process: proteolysis. The transcript has a single exon. The record is from RefSeq and is a predicted model, not a curated record. Gene Ontology annotation, molecular function: serine-type endopeptidase activity.
UCUGGCUCCACUGCUGGCGUCAUUGCUGGCGUUGACUGGGUUGCCGCUCAGGCCAAGGCCAACAAGAAGCCCUCCGUUGCCAACCUCUCGCUCGGCGGCUCCAAGUCCACCGCCAUGAACACUGCCAUGGACAACCUCGUCAAGGCUGGCGUCUUUGCCGCCGUCGCCGCCGGUAACGAGAACCAGAACGCCUGCAACGUCUCGCCCGCCUCCGCCCCUCUUGCCACCACCACUGGCGCCACCACCAUCAAGGAUGCCCGCGCCUCCUUCUCCAACUUUGGCACCUGCGUCGAUGUCUUUGCCCCCGGCCAGGACAUUACCUCCACCUGGAUUGGCUCGACCACCGCCACCAACACCAUCUCGGGCACCUCGAUGGCCUCCCCCGCCGUCGCCGGUGUUGCCGCUGCCAUCCUCUCUGCCAACCUCGCCUGGACCCCCGCCCAGGUUGAGGCCGAGCUCCUUGCCACCACCACCCUCGACGUGGUCACCAACUCGGGCACUGGCUCCCCCAACAAGCUCCUCUACCUGUCUUGCUAAAAACAAAAACCAAUCCUCGUGGUUUUCUAGGCAAGGACGUGCUCUUGUUUUCUGUUCCCCCCCCCCCUUCGCGUUGUCAGCCUAUCUGUGUCCCAUUAGGCUUUCCGUCAGUGUGAACAAAGGACAAGGGUUUUUGGACUGCUUGUACAUUUUGCUUGCGUUUUGAUCGAUUUGUUUUCUUCUUGUUGUUUUUUUGGUUCGUGGGGGGCUUCAUCCGGGUUGCUUGAUUGCUGCCUGGUUGCCUUUUAGCCCUGCGUGUUUGUACUUCAAUUUAAUCCCAUCACUCGUUCGC